Molecule: messenger RNA, 1432 nt
Organism: Colias croceus (clouded yellow)
Lineage: Eukaryota; Metazoa; Arthropoda; Insecta; Lepidoptera; Pieridae
Product: alpha-tocopherol transfer protein-like
Exons: 7
Coding region: 146-1087 (313 amino acids)
Cellular component (GO): membrane
Molecular function (GO): phosphatidylinositol bisphosphate binding
Source: RefSeq, a predicted model, not a curated record
UAAUAUAUAAAUAGCGAAUGCAGUUUUAAAGUCAGUUGUAUUAUAUUGUGGGUAGGUACUUAAUCACAGCUACUAAUACAAGAAUAAUUUAUUUACCAUCUAAGAAAACAAGUAAAAAUUUGUGCAUUAAAACAAAAUCCGUAAAAUGGAUACUUUAAGACCGAGUCCUGUACUGCAAUUUAAUCCAAAUCAAAUACAAGAAGUACGUAAAUUGUUCAACUAUGAUGAUGCCAAAAAACUUGAGCAGGAUCUGGACACCUUUGAAGCCUGGAUUGCGAAACAAAAUCAUUUUCUCGUUAAACGUUUUGACAGAAACUAUUUAGAGCGUCUCUUGAUAGCAAGCAAGGGUUCCGUGGAGACCGCUAAAAAGCGCCUCGACAAAUUGUGCUCAUUUAGACGAGCAUUGCCGGAGUUUUUAACUAACUUUGACAUGAAGAAUGAGUUCAUUCCUAAAAAGAAGUGGUGCCACACAAGUAUCAUGCCAAAACCAACAGCCGAUAACUACAGAGUCAUUGUGACACGCGUCCACGACCCUGAGGCGGCGGACUCUGUAGAUUUCAUGCACUACUACAGAUUUUGUAUAGCGAUGCUGGACUACAUGUUCAACCGUGACUACAACGCUGGCUACGAAGUAGUCUUUGACACGAGAAACUACACUCUCGGUGUCGUAUCUAAAUUGAACCCACUGGCUAUGAGGAAAGCUGUUUCUGUUUAUUUGGAAGCUAUAAGUUUGAGAUUAAAAUACUUGCACGUGAUAAGCGGAUCGAAGCUGUUCGAUGCAAUUUUAAAAAUUCUCAAACAAGCACUGACAGAGAAGUUGACACAUAGAAUUAUCGUCCACGACAGUAUGGAGUCACUCCAUAAAUACGUUUCACCAGAAAUUUUACCCGCAGACUAUGGUGGCAAGGACAAAUGUCUUAAGGAUUUAUUUGAGGCAUUUCUCGAUGAAAUGUGUACCGAUGAAAAUAUUGAACAUCUCAAGGAAUCGGAGAAAGCCAAAACGGAUGAAUCCCACAGAAUCACGCUCAAGUUUGACGAAGAGUAUCUGGGAAUGCCAGGAUCUUUCAAAACAUUAUGCGUUGAUUAAUGUGAAUUAAGAGCCAGUUUCAUGACUUGGUGAUAAGGUCACUGAUAGCCUAUUUAUAACUUUUUUAAUGUAUAAGUUCAUACAUUAUUAGGCAUUUUGGCUGACAGAUAAUUUUAUAGAACAUAAUAUUCAGAAAUUGUAAAAUUGGGUUUAUUUUUUUUAGGUGAUGAUUUUUGUUACAGUGUUUUUCCUAUUAGUUUCUAAUUCCUAAUUCCUAUUAUAUGCAGUUGCUAAUACUAUCGAUGCAGGGAUUAUUUUUUGAGGUUUUGGUCUUAUCUUUUACAAUUUUCAAAGGUAAAUAUGUAUUUAAUUAUAUUGUUUGAAAAUAUAAAAACGUGUUUUCUA